Leguminivora glycinivorella is the source of this 3588-nucleotide messenger RNA. RefSeq names its product nitric oxide synthase-like protein. NCBI's taxonomy places the organism in Eukaryota, Metazoa, Arthropoda, Insecta, Lepidoptera, Tortricidae. The record is from RefSeq and is a predicted model, not a curated record. Gene Ontology annotation, biological process: nitric oxide biosynthetic process. Gene Ontology annotation, molecular function: calmodulin binding; FMN binding; flavin adenine dinucleotide binding.
GUUAUGCAACGAGAAGUCAUGCCUGGGCAGCGUCAUGGCCAUCCCGGGCCGCGGAGACGUGCCAAGAGUACCGGAGGAAGUGCUCAACGACGCAAAAGACUUCUUGGGACAAUACUUUGCUUCCAUCAGGAGGGCAAACACCCCAGCUCACGAAGCGCGCUGGAACGCAGUUCAAGAAGAAGUAUCGAAGACUGGGACCUACCAGCUGACCACCACGGAGCUAGUAUUCGGCUGUAAGCUGGCCUGGAGAAACGCGAGUCGAUGCAUAGGCAGAAUACAGUGGUCUAAGCUCCAGGUUUUCGAUUGCCGACAAGUAACAACUACGAGCGGGAUGUUCGAAGCGCUAUGCAACCACAUCAAGUACAGCACCAAUAAAGGCAACAUAAGGUCUGCCAUCACGGUGUUCCCCCAGCGCACGGACGGGCAACACGACUACAGAAUAUGGAACAGCCAGCUCAUCAGCUACGCGGGUUACAAACAGCCGGACGGCACUGUUCUGGGGGACCCGAUGCACUGUGAAUUCACUGAGCUUUGCCUUAAACUGGGCUGGAAGCCGCCUAGGACCGCGUGGGAUAUUUUACCCUUAGUCCUGUCCGCCAAUGGGAAAGACCCGGACUAUUUCGAGAUUCCCAGAGAACUCAUCAUGGAGAUUCACAUGACCCAUCCGACGUACGAAUGGUUUGAAGAGCUGAACCUGCGCUGGUAUGCGCUGCCCGCGGUAUCGAGCAUGCGUUUCGACUGCGGCGGCAUCGAGUUCACCGCGAACGCAUUCAACGGCUGGUACAUGAGCACGGAGAUCGGCUGCAGGAACUUUUGUGACGUCAACAGGCUUAAUAUGCUUGAGAAAGUGGCCCAGAAAAUGGGAUGCGACACCAGAACGCCAGUGACCCUGUGGAAAGACAAAGCUCUGGUGGAAGUGAAUGUCGCCGUGCUGCACAGCUUCCAGCAACAUAACGCCACCAUCGUCGACCACCACACCGCUUCUGAGAGCUUCAUCAAGCAUCUGGACAAUGAGAACCGAUUACGGUCGGGCUGUCCAGCGGACUGGAUAUGGAUCGUCCCGCCAAUGUCGUCAUCCAUCACACCGGUAUUUCAUCAGGAGAUGGCGUUAUAUUAUCUCAGGCCUUCCUACGAAUAUCAGGAACCAGCAUGGAAGACCCAUCAGUGGCAGAAGUCAAAGCCAAUCACCGGUAAAAAGCCGAUAAACAGAAAGUUCCACUUUAAGCAGAUAGCUCGAGCUGUCAAAUUUACAUCCAAACUGUUCGGCCGGGCGCUUUCGAAGAGGAUUAAGGCGACGGUUUUGUAUGCGACCGAGACUGGCAAAUCUGAGCAAUACGCCAAGGAGCUAGGAGUCAUAUUUGGACAUGCCUUCAACGCUCAGGUCCAUUGCAUGGCAGACUAUGAUAUAACCUCAAUAGAGCAUGAAGCGCUAUUGUUGGUUGUUACAUCCACUUUUGGAAAUGGUGAUCCGCCAGAAAAUGGUGUAGCUUUUGGAGAACAUCUUUGCGAGAUACUUUACGCAGAUCAAGUUGAAGAAGCCGGAGCUCAAAAUAUGCCGACACCAAAAUCCUUUAUUAAAGCCAACAGCCAAAUGGAAUUGCAAAAAUUCACGGUUGGGAAUCCCAAACAGUUAAAUCGAUUGGAAUCACUCAUAGGAAGCGCCACUGACACAGUAUCCAUUGAUAGUUUUGGGCCACUCAGCAAUGUUCGUUUUGCUGUGUUUGCGCUUGGUUCUAGCGCUUAUCCCAAUUUCUGCAAUUUUGGAAAAUAUGUGGAUAAGUUGUUGGGUGACCUUGGCGGCGAGAGGAUUCAUGACGUGGCCACUGGUGACGAAAUGUGUGGUCAAGAUCAGGCGUUUAGAAAAUGGGCUUCCAGUGUGUUUAAUGUUGCGUGUGAAACAUUCUGCUUGGAUGACGACGAAACACUACAAGAAGCAAAAAGAGCGCUAGGAACAGUGGCACUGAGUGAGCAAACUGUCCGGUUUACCCACCCAGAAAACAAAGCCCCAUCUUUGACAGUUGCACUUCAAUCCACCCUCAAUAGACAACUUGUGACGUGUGUUGUUAGGGCGAAUAAAGAUUUGGGCGAUGAAUCAGCUGAAAGAUCUACUAUCUUUAUUGACAUGGAACCAAAGGACGAAAUCAAAUAUGACCCUGGCGAUCACGUUGGUAUAAUUGCAUGCAAUCGUAAAGAACUGGUUGACAGUUUACUAGCACGCUUAAAAGACAUUGAAGAUUAUGACGAAGCUUUGCAGCUCCAGCUUAUGAAGGAAACACACACAUCAGCUGGGCCGGUAAAAUCUUGGGAGCCACAUGAAAGAUUGCCAAUAGUUAGUGUGCGUGAACUAUUCACACGCUUUCUAGAUAUCACUACUCCUCCAACCACGAUACUCUUGCAAUAUCUGGCGACAACCUGUGAAAGAGGAGAGAGGACACAGCUGAAUUUAUUAGCGACUGACCCUGGAGCAUACGAAGAUUGGCGGCACUUCCACUUCCCUACAUUGCCUGAAGUAUUGCAACAGUUUCCUUCAGCCAGACCAAGCGCAUCCCUUUUGGCUGCCCUGCUGUCACCUUUGCAGCCGAGAUUUUAUUCCAUAUCGUCUUCGCCUAUUGCACACCCUAAGCGAUUACAUCUUACAGUGGCUGUCGUUACAUACAGAACUCAAGAUGGAGAAGGUCCCGUUCACUACGGCGUCUGUUCCAACUACCUUAUGGACCGGAAGCCCGGUGAUGAAGUGUACUUGUUCAUUAGAAGCGCUCCAAACUUCCAUCUUCCUGAGGACCUAUCAGUUCCAUUAAUCCUCAUCGGCCCUGGUACUGGCAUUGCACCUUUCCGUGGUUUCUGGCAUCAUCGAAGAGCGCUCCUUAAUUCUCGCUCUCGCAGUAACCCUGGGCCUGUCUGGCUUUUCUUUGGAUGUAGAACGAGGACUAUGGACCUGUAUCGAGAAGAAAAGGAGCAAGCUUUGAGAGACAAUGUCCUCACCAAAGUUUUCCUUGCUUUGUCAAGGGAAAAGAACAUUCCAAAGAUGUAUGUUCAAGAGUUAGCUGAAAAAGAAGGCCAAGAAAUUCACGAUUUAUUAAUAAAUCGGGGAGCGCACUUUUACGUAUGCGGCGACUGCAAAAUGGCCGAAGACGUCAAUCAAAAGCUCAGAGGAAUCAUAAUGAAAUACAGCGAUAUGACCAAAGAUCAAGUUCAAAGCUUCAUGUUUAAAUUAAAGGAGGAAAAUCGCUACCACGAAGACAUCUUUGGUAUCACGCUCCGUACCGCAGAAGUGCACAGCGCAUCGCGGGAGUCGGCACGGCGCAACAGAGUAGCCGCGCAGCCCUGACGCCGGUCCUCCCGCUUUAGGCCCAACUCGCUCGUCUAGCAAGUACGCCCCACUACCAAAGUUAGCAAGCUAAGUUAACAGCGACUUAAUAGCUCCGCCUGUGCAAGGGCCAAACGUUGUAUUCAUAGAAAUUUGAGGUUCUAAAAAACAUUUGCAGGACGCUAUAAAAAUGGGCAGUUUCAGAAUUUGGGACCCGCCAAUUAGCGUAGGUAAGUCGUUAACAAAGAUUAACUCACUGUCAGUUUUGUGACGAUAAUUUA